Micropterus dolomieu (smallmouth bass) is the source of this 1027-nucleotide messenger RNA. It is a transcript of the gene il12bb, whose product is annotated as interleukin 12B, b. NCBI's taxonomy places the organism in Eukaryota, Metazoa, Chordata, Actinopteri, Centrarchiformes, Centrarchidae. The transcript is spliced from 8 exons. The record is from RefSeq and is a predicted model, not a curated record. The coding region runs from base 1 to 969 and encodes 322 amino acids. Gene Ontology annotation, molecular function: protein binding.
AUGCAUGCAUUGUUCCUUAUGGUCCUGUGUGCUGCACUGUCCUGUGCCAGCUCUGACAGCAACCAAGACAACAUACAGACUCUAAUGGAUAAUGUUCUGGUCCUGAGGGUGCCUUAUGGUCAGGGUACCAGGGUAUAUGUUCCUCUGACCUGUGGAGAAGCUUAUCAAGACCAGUCGGUGUUUUGGAAGAAAAAUGGCGAGUCUCAGCCAGCUCUGCAAGGGAACCAAGUCAAUGUCCUGGUAGAGGAGAUGGAUGGAGGGAACUACACUUGUCACCUCGGCCCAGACGGAGAAUACCUCAACCACACCGUAAUCAUGAUCCAACUAGACCCAGACAACAGGACUGUUAUACUGGAAAAGAAAUCCCCUGAAGAAGGUCACAUCCACUGUUCAGCACUUAACUAUAAAGGCUCCUUCCAUUGCACCUGGACAAAAACAAAGUCCAGAUCCAACGCUGCUGUGCUCCUGGUGAAGGCAGAACGUUAUUUGGAAAAGAUUCCCUGUGAGCUGAAUGCCGAUGGAUCAGGGGUUCACUGCCAGGAUGCCAACUGCCCCUACAAAGAGGAACAACACCGCAUCUCCCUCACCAUUUACAUACAUAUCGACUCUCGCCUUGAGGCCUACACGAAGACUUUCUACCUUAGAGAGAUUGUGAGGCCUGCAAAACUACCUAACCUGCGCAUCAGUGAUGGGACGGUGUUCAGCUGGAACUACCCUGAAUCAUGGGAGAAGCCCUGCUCUUUCUUUGGCCUGCAGUUCCAGGUCAAAGUGGUCAAGGCGGUCAAAGACCCAAAACAUCCCUGUAACAGUGAAGGGCACAUAAUGGGUAACAUCACUGAAACUAAGUACGAGGUUAAUGUCAAAACCAAGAAGUAUGUUUUCUGUGUGCGAGCUCAGGACAAGCACACCAGUGGGCCAUUUGGCCACUGGAGCCAUUGCAUAGUGAAUAAAGAUGUUGUGACCUGCUAGCUUCUUUUACUGGACUGCAGCCAUAAAGGAAGGAAGACCACAAGGAUGGAAGAAAAAC